Molecule: messenger RNA, 1542 nt
Organism: Megalobrama amblycephala (Wuchang bream)
Lineage: Eukaryota; Metazoa; Chordata; Actinopteri; Cypriniformes; Xenocyprididae
Exons: 7
Coding region: 300-1274 (324 amino acids)
Source: RefSeq, a predicted model, not a curated record
CCCUGGACUUUCCACCUCUGAUGUUUUGUAAUCUCGUGAUUUAUCAUUUGAGCCAAGUAGUGCUCGCUGCAGAGCAAAAUGAGAGAAGGGUUAUGGGAGGGGUUAAGGUGUGGCUCCACCCAUCAUGCCCACAGUAGGUGGAGAGAGGCGGAGCUGGAGCUUAUACUCCACCCAUGGAUCUGAUAUAAGUACUGCUGUCUGGAAGUGUGACACUCAGUUGAAGACUGCUUUCAGGAGAACACCGAAUACUCUAGGCCGUACAGUUGGACGCAUUACCAGUUUACGCUCAAUUAAAAAACAUGGCCGAUAGCAGAGACUUCAUCCAGGAGCUUCUUCUAUCUUCGGAGCGAACGGCUCUCCUCUAUCAUCUGUCAUUCGUAUGUCUGGGUAAAUUCCCAAAGCUGGAGUAUCUGAUCAGAAAACAAGCUAGUGAAACACAUCUGCUGUUUAGAUCCUCUGAGGCUGUUCUGAUGAAGUGUGUCGACACGAGUUCCAACCUGGUCACUUCGCUGUUCCCAUUAGUAACAGAAGCUGCUGAGAAUAACAAACCCGUUCUGGCUGUGAAAUACCUGGAGAAUGCCAGAACAUGGAUCAAUGACAUCAUCAGAGCUGUGGAUGACAUCUUGAAAAGGUAUGAUCAACAAGCCAAAAGUGUGGGGAAGUGCCGGAGUGAUGUGUUUAUAGAACUGAAAGAGACUGAAGAAAAUCUAAAGAAACACACUUAUGAGAUGAAGGCUCUGGAGGAUGCUCUGGUCAAGCUUGAACUGGAGCUGAGGAAAAUUGUCUCUGAAAAUAAUGGUCCUCGAAACCAAGAGUGGGACAUCAAAAUCAGACUGAUUGAUCUUCAGAUGAAGUUGGCCAAUUGCAAAAUACAACAGGGUGAGAUUCCCAGUCCUGACCACCUGAAGGAAGUCCAACAGUGUCUUUAUCAAAUCCAACAAAUUCUGGUUGAUCUUAAAGAGUUCUGGGAGAAAGUGUCUCUUUUCCUGUACACACUGAAAGAGAAGACCUUUGCUGGGGAGGUACUGAUUGAAGAGCUGGAAGACCUGAAGGAGGAGUUUCUGGAGUCCAUUGAAGAAGCAAAACAGUACUGGAAGAGAUUUGGUGAAAGCUGUCAGAGAGCACAGGACAUCUUCAGCGUUCAGUCUAAGAGUGCAUAUAAAUUACAGGAGAUCAAUCCAUCUUCACUCUCACAGGCUGAAUGGAAUAAGCAGUAUGAGUCUAUCAUGGAGAAGCUGAAGAAGGUCAGUCCUCAGGGUUCACCCAGAGAAUGACAGACAGAGAUCUGAUGCUUCUUUCACACUUUAAAUGUUCUUUAUACACACAUUAACACAUUUUAAUGCAUACAGCUUAUCUUGUUAAUUUUGUAAUCAUUACAAAUGUUUUUUUCAAGUUACAAUUCCACGUAUAAUUUCUUUAAUGAGUUGAUGUUAGGAAUGUAUUUCUCAGUUGUAUGGUAUUUCUGUUAAAAUUGCUUUGAAUUUCAUUAUGGUUUAUAGAUCUUGUGGUGGGUCUGGUCACAUGAUUGAUGUCUAUGUAACA